This is a messenger RNA of Heterobilharzia americana, 1326 nucleotides long. The record is from the annotation of a GenBank genome assembly. NCBI's taxonomy places the organism in Eukaryota, Metazoa, Platyhelminthes, Trematoda, Strigeidida, Schistosomatidae.
CUUAGUCCUGUCGGGGCGCUGAAUACGUCCAUCACGGUACUCUGCAGGUUGUGGUUAUUUGGUAGUGUAUGUUACUGGUAACGCUUAAGUGCAAAUCAGCCCAAUGGCUUGUCCUAGCACAACCGAAACUACUAAUGACAUUGAUGGAAAGCAAUCUGUCGAUGCUAUUGAAAUGGAUGAACUUUAUAUAUCAAAUGUAGAAGAUGAAGAUAUUGACCUUGAGCACUGCCGGAUCAAGAGCAUUAGUAAACUAGAUCGUUUCCCGAAUGUCCGUCAUUUGUGCCUUCGGAAUAACCUCCUGAAAAAGUUGGAAAAUUUCGAACCUGUCUCACAAACUCUUGAGGAUUUAGAUGUGUAUGAUAAUCAGAUCAGUAAGAUUGAAAAUCUAGAUUGUCUUACAAAGCUGACUAAUCUCGAUUUGAGCUUCAAUCGGAUCAAGUCUAUCGAAAACUUGGACAAUCUGCGCAAUGUUAAGAAACUGUUUUUAGUGAACAACCGAAUAUCAAAGGUAGAAAAUCUAAGCAGUAUGCGGAAUCUAGAAAUGCUAGAACUUGGUUCAAACAAAAUCAGAAAAUUAGAAAACUUGGAGGAGUUGACGAAGCUAACGCAACUUUACUGCGGUAAAAUAAAAUAUCAGCACUGGAAAACUUGGAUACUUUGGCCAAUUUGACACUUCUUAGUGUGCAGGGUAACAGACUCACUAAAAUAUGUGGGCUUGAAAAACUUGUAAAUCUGGAGCAACUGUACCUUAGUGAAAAUGGAAUAACAGAAAUUGAAGGUUUGGAAGCUUUGACGAAAUUACAAGUUCUGGACUUAGCUUACAAUCUUAUAUCACAGAUAAAGAACAUAUCACAUUUAGAAAAUCUGGAAGAAUUCUGGUUCAAUGAUAACAAAAUAUCUGACUGGAAACAAAUAGAAAAACUAUGUGUUUUGAAAAACUGCGAACACUGUAUAUGGAACGGAAUCCAAUUUAUUUCCUAGACCCGGAUCGCACAAAGCAUGAUCCUAGUUAUCGACGAAAAAUACUUUUGACUCUUCCUAACCUCCAACAGUUGGAUGCAAAUCUCACGGGAGUUGGGAUGUGAUAUUCAUCCUUGCAGAAAAUUGUCUAACGCAUUUCAGGACACUACAUUUUUCAAUGAUUGUCAGACGUUCAAAAUUUCCAAAUGCACACUUUUUGAGAUUAUUACAUCGUGAGAUCAUCUUUUUCACUUAAAACCGAGUAUAGUAAUUUUACGGCUUUUUGUAGACUUUAUAUUUGUUGCCAAAAUUACUGAAGUUGAAAACUUAAUUGUAACCACAUAUAAAGAAGUUUCAUAUCCUAUC